This is a messenger RNA of Eremothecium cymbalariae DBVPG#7215, 1356 nucleotides long. It is a transcript of the gene PFS2, whose product is annotated as cleavage polyadenylation factor subunit PFS2. Gene Ontology annotation, molecular function: protein binding. Bases 1 to 1356 code for a protein of 451 amino acids. Gene Ontology annotation, cellular component: mRNA cleavage and polyadenylation specificity factor complex. The record is from RefSeq and is a predicted model, not a curated record. The transcript has a single exon. NCBI's taxonomy places the organism in Eukaryota, Fungi, Ascomycota, Saccharomycetes, Saccharomycetales, Saccharomycetaceae.
AUGAGUACGUCAAAUGAUGUUACCGUUAAGAAAUAUGUUUCUCAGCGUCGGACGGUGGAUAUGAGUUCGCCGUAUGAUAGGUUGUAUUAUUAUAAGAAACAUGGCAUACCACUGCGUGAAAUUGAGCCAGAAGCCAGUUAUACAGCCGAUAUACUACCUCCUGAUGCUUAUCGGACUCAUGAUCGAGUAAUAAAUACCCCGACGAAGUUUACGCAUCUUUCUUCGAAUAAGGUAAAACACGUGAUACCUGCAAUAACAUGGACUCCGGAGGGUCGUAGGCUGGUUGUAGCAACUUACAGUGGUGAAUUCUCACUCUGGAAUGGAUCUUCUUUUAACUUUGAAAGUAUCAUGCAGGCUCAUGAUUCGGCUGUAACUGUUAUGCAAUAUUCCAAUGCAGGUGACUGGUUAGUGAGCGGUGAUGCUGACGGUACGAUUAAAAUUUGGCAACCUAACUUUAACAUGGUUAAAGUUCUGGACCACGCACAUAUGGAGUGUAUGCGAGAUAUUGCAUUUAGUUGUGGUGACCAAAAGUUUGUGACCUGUUCGGAUGACAAUGUGUUAAAAAUAUGGAAUUUUAGCAACGGACAACAAGAAAGAGUGCUGUCUGGCCACCAUUGGGAUGUCAAGAGUUGUGAUUGGCAUCCAAGGUUUGGAUUGAUUGUUUCAGGUUCAAAAGACAAUUUAAUAAAAUUCUGGGACCCAAGAACAGGUCGAAAUGUGUCUACCAUUUUAGGUCUCAAGCAUACGAUUAUAAAGACGAAGUUUCAACCAACUCAAGGUAACCUGCUAGCAGUGGUGGCUAAGGAUAAAAGUACAAAAAUAUAUGAUAUUAGACAAAACAUGAGAGAGUUGCAGACGAUCCGCGACGAUGUAGACUACAUGUCUUUGGUAUGGCACCCGAUCAAUGAAACUAUGUUCUCUGUGGGCUGUUAUAACGGGGCGAUUAAGCACUUCGACCUGCUGCAUGAUAAUAAUAGUCCUGUGCCAAGCUCUCACACGAUAACUUAUGCACACGAAAAGUCGGUUACUUCUUUAGCGUAUAGUCCAGUUGGCCAUAUUCUUGCGAGUGCUGCGAAAGACAGGACCAUUAGAUUUUGGGCGAGGUCCAGACCUGUGGAUCCAAACGCAUUCGAUGAUCCCACUUACAACAACAAGAAGGUUAAUGCAUGGUACUUUGGUAUUAAUAAUAACAUCAACGCUGUCAGAACAAAAACGGAACAUGGUAUUGCAUUGCCCCCUGCCACUGAUGGUAGUAUGACAACUAAUUUGACAUCCAUGCUGUCUCCAGACAACUCCACAUCGAAUGCAAUGGGCAACAAUAUUCCAGCUUCAGGGUUACCUGGUCUAAGUUUUUAG